AUGAGCUCGAAAGGUAGCAAGGAUCCAAUCCUUGCCAGCCACUCAUACGAUCCACAUUCAUUACCAGACUUUGAUACCGAAUUCCUCUUAGAUGGCGAACUCGAGGCAUUCUCAGAGGCUCUGUCGGCGCCAACAACAAAGCCUGUCACAGCACUGAAUGAUUGGCGUCCCAUACACCAGAAAAUCAAGAAAGCCCGACGGAAACGCGAGCCACGACGUUCGAAGGACGAGACGAGGGAGGGCUUCGUGUAUUCCAUUCUCUACUGGCCACUAUUAUUUGGAGUCCUUGCCUGGAUAGUAUUCUUAUUCGGAGCAUACAACUUGACUCGACUCUAUAUCUAUUUAUAUGAACACCUGUUCGCCUGGAUCGGCCGGCGAGAGACCCUUCGAAAACGGUUGCAACAUGCCAGAGACUACGAUGAGUGGAAGGCUGCUGCCCAAGAGCUGGAUGCGUAUCUUUGCAACGACAAGUGGAGGGAGUCAAGCCUUAUUCCUACUAUAACCAUGCAACAGUCGAACAUUGCUGUGGCCGAGCAGAUAUCUGGUUCAGAUCAGACUAACAGCCUCACUGAGCUGAAAGAUCUGCUUGAGGCUUGCAUCAAGAACAACUUCAUGGGCGUCGAAAAUCCGCGUCUGUACAGUGAAACGUAUUUUGGGACGAAAGACCUGGUUCAGACCUUUUACAAACGAGUGCACCAGGGUCUGACCACGGUCUGCAACGCCGAACACAUCUCCGAUAGGGACAAGGGCAGGUUCUUUCGUCACUUGGAGCUCAACUUUGGGCGGACAGCCCUUUGCCUGAGCGGCGGGGCGACCUUUGCCUACUACCACUUUGGAGUCAUCAAAGCACUGUUGGAGACCCAGCAGCUUCCAGAAAUCAUCACUGGCACUUCUGGAGGAGCGCUCGUCGCGGCGUUGGUAGCUACGCGAACGGAUGAUGAGUUAAAACAACUGCUUGUGCCAGCACUCGCUUACCGCAUUCGAGCCUGCCACGAAGGCAUGACCACAUGGCUGCGUCGAUGGUGGCGCACUGGAGCUCGAUUUGAUAGCCUUGACUGGGCCAAACAAUCUGCGUGGUUCUGCCAUGGAUCACUCACCUUCCGCGAAGCGUAUCAGCGCACGGGCCGAAUUCUGAACGUUUCGUGCGUUCCAUCUGAUCCACAUUCUCCGGUUCUUCUGAACAAUCAUAUCACUUCACCAGACUGCGUGAUCUGGUCAGCGGUACUUGCAUCGGCUGCAGUGCCGGGCAUUCUCAAUCCGAUUGUGCUGAUGAGGAAACAUCCUGACGGCACACUAGGACCUUAUUCGUUCGGCAACAAGUGGAAAGACGGCAGCCUGCGAACCGACAUACCUCUAAAAGCCUUGAACAUACAUUUCAACGUCAACUUCUCGAUUGUGUCUCAGGUCAACCCACACAUCAAUCUGUUCUUCUUCUCACCAAGAGGCUCUCCAGGUCGACCCGUCAGUCACCGCCGAGGCCGUGGCUGGCGUGGCGGCUUUCUCGGCUCUUCGCUCGAGACCGCCAUAAAACUUGAUCUGCAGAAGUACUUGAAGAUACUGAAGCACCUAGAGCUUCUUCCACGGCCACUCGGCUCCGACUGGUCAGAUCUCUGGCUACAGCGAUUCUCUGGUACGAUCACAAUCUGGCCAAAGACGAGACUGAGCGACUUCUGGUAUAUCCUCAGUGAUCCGACUCCAGUACGACUAGAGCGAAUGCUCAAAGCGGGCGAAAGGAGCUGCUGGCCAAGGAUCAAAUUCAUCUCAAACAGAAUGUUGGUAGAGAAUGUCAUUUUGGAGGGCUUGCGAAAGUAUGGCCAAGCGGCUAGUGACCGGCCUGCAACACCCUCCCGGGUACUCGAGCUGCAGAACAAAGAGGCAGAAUUUGAUCAAACAGGCACGGACACGGACGGUGAGCUGCAGCGAGCAGCACGUGAUCGGCCGCCUACAUACUCUGGGCCUAGGCGUCAGAGCAGCAUCAUACAGGAGUUGACGAGGCAGGCGUCUGUACUGUGGGACGAUGAUGGACGAGGGCCAGAGGAAGUGGCGACGACUGAUGAAGAGGGCGGUAACGACGAAGAUCUUCACGAAGCAGUAGAUGAACAGUAG
Molecule: messenger RNA, 2106 nt
Organism: Cyphellophora attinorum
Lineage: Eukaryota; Fungi; Ascomycota; Eurotiomycetes; Chaetothyriales; Cyphellophoraceae
Product: Patatin-like phospholipase domain-containing protein
Exons: 2
Coding region: 1-2106 (701 amino acids)
Biological process (GO): lipid metabolic process
Molecular function (GO): triacylglycerol lipase activity
Source: RefSeq, a predicted model, not a curated record